AUGAAAAAAUUCUCUCCGAGAACAAAUCCAUCAAGAAAUAACUGCCGAACAGGAUUAGGCACAAUAGAAAAUCAGAAGAAGCAAAGGAGGCCUAUAAAAGGGAGCCAACUCAGGACUACGGUGAAGGCAAAUACCAAAGAAGCAUCAGGCAGGAACUGGGGUCAGCCUGAGGAGUAUAGUGAAAAUAGAGGAGGACAACGAAAGGAAUUAUCGACCAGGUUGGAAUCAACUAAGAAGAAAAUCAGGUUACUCAAGGGCGAGAAUAAAGGAAGUCUAGCUAACCGCACAAGCUUAGGACAAGCAGCCCACAAAGGAAAUCUCCCACCAGCAUCCGACACCAAAUCUAAGGAAGCCUAUGGGGAUAGAAAAGAUAGCAAAGAACAAAUGAGAAGAGGAAUCCUCUCAAGGAUGGAUCAAUCCUGA
Messenger RNA from Plasmodium inui San Antonio 1, 423 nucleotides. RefSeq lists its product as hypothetical. The record is from RefSeq and is a predicted model, not a curated record. Lineage: Eukaryota; Apicomplexa; Aconoidasida; Haemosporida; Plasmodiidae. The transcript is spliced from 2 exons. Bases 1 to 423 code for a protein of 140 amino acids.